AUGUCCAAUCAACUUCCUCUUCCUCCAUCGCCUCAAUCUCAGGCGCAACCGCCUGAAACGCCGCCAUGGAAUACUCCAUCUUCCAAAUGGUUCACUCCAAUCAACACACCAUGGAGAACAACACCAAGAAGCACACAAUCAAGUCCAGCUCCAACAACACCAGUACCUCUUACCGAAGUGAUUGUGUCCAAAUCACCUUUGUCUCAGAAGAGCCCUGCAACGCCUAAACUAAAUGGUAUGGAAUCUCAGCCUUUAAACGAUACAAUGAUUCUCUUGCAGCUAAGAACUACCCGGACGAAUCCAUGGAUAUGGUGUGGUGCAGCUUUGUGUUUUAUCUUCAGCAUACUUCUGAUAAUCUUUGGGAUCGCUACUUUGAUUCUCUUUUUCGCUGUCAGACCGAGAACCCCUGUUUUCGACAUCUCCAAUGCAAAACUCAGCACAAUCUACUUUGAGUCGCCGGUGUACUUCAAUGGUGAUAUGUUGUUGCUGGUGAAUUUCACCAACCCAAACAAGAAGCUAGAUGUGAGGUUUGAUGAAGUCUCCAUAGAGCUCUGGUUCUCCAACCAAAAGAUCGCUACACAACAUGUCUUGCCGUUUUCGCAAAGAAACCGCAAGACUAGGCUAGAACCGAUUCGGUUGAUCUCUAAUUUGGUCUUCCUGCCUGUAAAUCACAUAGUGGAGAUGAGAAGACAGGUGAUGACCAACCAGAUAUACUACGAAAUCAGAAGUGUCUUCAGAGUGAAAGCUGUUUUUGGGAUCAUACAUUAUUCUUAUUGGCUGCAUGGGAGUUGCCAGCUUCAAUUGAACAGUCCACCAACCGGUGGCCUAGUUUCUCGUAACUGCACCACAAAAAGAUGGUGA
Thlaspi arvense is the source of this 861-nucleotide messenger RNA. Lineage: Eukaryota; Viridiplantae; Streptophyta; Magnoliopsida; Brassicales; Brassicaceae. The record is from the annotation of a GenBank genome assembly.